AUGGCAGAUAACAACCGAUUCCGAAUACCCUUCCUGGGUGCGAGACGCCACCACAACUACGGCUUCUCCGACGAAGACUUCGACUUCACGAAGCUGCCCGAUGGCGACCGCGACUUCCUCCCUCCCGAGGACCUCGCCGCAUUCGCCCAGGCCCUCAGCGCCCCCGACCCCAUUCCCAUCCCCGCGUCCGACGAUGUGACCUCCCCUCGCAGCUUCGGCAGCUUCGCCGGCCGCAGCUCCGCGAGCCUGGAGCUCACGCGCUCGGGCUCGAUUGCCUCGUCCGACAUGGCGCCGGGCCAGGACGGUGCCCAGAGCAGCUAUUUCAUCACGGCGCAGAACGACUGGGCGCCCGUGAACCUGAAGAUUUCGAAGAACGGACGCCGGCGGCGGCGUAAGAAGACGGCCAUGGGCCGGCGCACCGUCGACGAGACACGCGAAGGCCAUCUAUACGGACUGCUGAAGUGGCCCUUCCUUUUGGGGGUCAUGUUCUGGCUCGUCGGGCUCGGCGUCACGUACCUGCUCACGCGCUUCUACAUCUUCAUGUACGAGCACUACAUAGCCUGGACGGGCCGGCGGGAGCGGCUGCGCCGAGCUAUGCGCGCUACGAGCAGCUACCGCGACUGGGUCAACGCCGCAAAGGAGAUGGACGCGUACAUGGGGAAUCAACUGUGGAAGGAGGAGAACGAGUACGCAUACUACGAUUCCAAGACCGUGCGCCGCGUCUGGGAGCAGAUCCGCAGGCACCGCCGGGCUGCCGAGCAGUACGAGGCCAAGGUCUCUGGUGCACCUGGCUACGAGAAUGGGGAGGAGGUGGUGAACGGUGCUGGCGACGGCAAGAAGGCUGUGGAGGAUCUGAAGGCACUCAUCGAGGCGUGCGUCAAGAAUAACUUCGUCGGUGUGGAGAAUCCAAGGCUUUAUAGCCAGACGUACUACGGCACGAAGAAUCUGGUUCAGAACUUCGUUGAUGAAGUUGAGAAGAGUACUCGAUUCUUGACGAACACGAAACAACUGCCCCUGGAAGAGAAGCGUGCCCUGUUCAAACGAAUGCACGCAAACUAUGGACGCACUGCGCUGUGUCUCUCUGGCGGAGCUGCGUUUGCGUACUAUCAUUUUGGACUUGUCAAGGCGCUGCUCGAAGCGGACUUGGUACCGGACGUCAUCACAGGCACAAGCGGCGGUGCGUUGGUAGCAGCGCUUGUCGCAACCCGAACAAACGAGGAGCUGAAGCACACACUGGUUCCAGCUCUCGCGGGAAAGAUAAGAGCCUGCUCUGAGCCAAUAACUACAUGGCUACCCCGAUGGUGGAAGACAGGGGCAAGGUUCGACUCGGUCGACUGGGCUCGCCAGUGCAGCUGGUGGGCUCAUGGUUCAAUGACCUUCAGGGAGGCAUAUGAGCGCACCGGACGCAUUCUCAAUGUCUCCUGCGUCCCGGCUGAUCCUCAUUCGCCGACUAUUCUGUGCAAUUACCUUACCUCUCCAGACUGUGUCAUUUGGUCUGCUGUCUUGGCCAGUGCUGCUGUCCCGGGUAUCCUCAAUCCUGUUGUGCUCAUGAUGAAGACUAAGGAUGGGGACUUGGUCCCGUAUUCCUUCGGUCAUAAGUGGAAGGAUGGCAGUCUGAGAACGGAUAUACCAAUCAGGGCUCUCAACUUGCAUUUCAACGUCAAUUUCACCAUCGUCAGCCAGGUGAACCCGCACAUCUCCCUCUUUUUCUUUUCUUCGCGAGGCACCGUGGGUGGACCGGUCACGCACCGGAAAGGCCGCGGCUGGCGAGGUGGUUAUUUGGGUUCUGCAACCGAGCAGUACAUCAAGUUAGAUCUCACGAAGUGGCUGAAGGUGCUGAAGCAUCUCGAACUACUGCCCCGUCCACUUGGGCAGGACUGGUCUCAACUGUGGCUCCAACAGUUCAGCGGUACCAUCACCAUCUGGCCUCAGGCCAAACCGUCUGAUUUUCUGGGCAUUCUGUCAGAUCCCGAUUCCCAUCGGCUGGCCCGUAUGUUGCACGAGGGCCAGCAGAGUGCAUUUCCAAAGCUCAAGUUCAUCUCAAACCGACUAAAGGUAGAGCGCCUGAUCGAACAGGGCAGGCGUGAGACGCGACCCGGCGUUCGGAGAGGCAGCAUCCAGAGUAUCAUCAGUGAGGACGACUUGCAGAGUCUCUUGCGCGGAACGGGAACCGGUACGGACGAGGAGACGACAGAGGCGGAGAUUGACGAGGACGUCAUCAUCGAAGAUAACCACCUCGAGGAUGCUGUAGAGAGCAUCAAGGAGGAGUGA
Molecule: messenger RNA, 2271 nt
Organism: Anthostomella pinea
Lineage: Eukaryota; Fungi; Ascomycota; Sordariomycetes; Xylariales; Xylariaceae
Source: the annotation of a GenBank genome assembly